AAGAAGAAGAAGAAGAAGAAGAAGAAGAAGAAGAAGAAGAAGAAGAAGAAGAAGAAGAAGAAGAAGAUAGCUGCUCGCCAGUCCCAGAGCCUGCCAGGCUGCCGGCCAGUGCUGACCGUAUGGCCGGGAGCAGGAGCAGGGCCACCCUCCGUGUGUGGCUGGUGUGCCCUGGGCUGCUCGGCUGUUUCUUGCUGGGCUUUCUUACAGGAUGGUUUACAAAACUGACCGAGAAAAACCCCAACUUUUCAGAUGUGCGUCAAAAUGUGAGACAGAAACUUGUGGCUGAAAUGAAAGCAGAGAACAUCAGGAAAUUUCUUCGUUCAUUUACCAAGCUGCCUCACCUCGCAGGAACUGAACAGAAUCUUCUUCUUGCCAAAAAAAUUCAAGGCCAGUGGAAGGAAUUUGGAUUGGAUUCAGCAGAACUUGUUAAUUAUGAUGUGCUUCUUUCAUACCCAAAUGAAGAGCAGCCAAACUACAUUUCACUAAUUGAUGAUCAAGGGAAUGAGGUUUUCAAUACAUCAUUGUUUGAACCACCUCCACAGGGGUAUGAAAAUGUUACUGAUAUACUACCACCAUAUAAUGCUUUUUCAGCACAAGGAGUGCCAGAGGCAGAUCUGGUGUAUGUGAAUUAUGCCCGUACAGAAGAUUUUUUUAAGCUGGAGCGUGAAAUGGGAAUUAACUGUACAGGAAAAAUUGUCAUUGCCAGAUAUGGGAAGAUCUUCAGGGGAAACAAAGUUAAAAAUGCCAUAUUGGCAGGAGCCCAAGGGAUCAUACUUUACUCUGACCCUGCUGACUACUGUGCCCCAGGAGUAGAUGCUUAUCCAGGUGGCUGGAAUCUUCCAGGUGGUGGAGUCCAGCGUGGUAAUGUUUUAAAUCUGAAUGGAGCUGGGGACCCUCUAACACCAGGUUAUCCUGCAAAAGAGUACACUUUCAGGUACAAAGCUAAUGAAGGUGUGGGGAUCCCCAAAAUCCCAGUUCAUCCCAUUGGAUAUCACGAUGCAGAAGUAUUGCUGCGUGCAAUGGGAGGACGUGCAGCUCCAGACAGCAGCUGGAAGGGAAGUCUCAAUGUGCCUUAUAAUAUAGGGCCAGGAUUCACAGGCAACUCUUCUACAAGAAAAGUCAGAAUGCAUGUUCAUACAAGCAAUAAAAUAACACGAAUUUACAAUGUCAUUGGCAUCCUCAGAGGAGCUCUGGAACCAGACAGAUAUAUUAUUUUAGGUGGUCAUAGAGACUCUUGGGUGUUUGGUGGUAUUGAUCCAACCUCCGGUGCCGCUGGUCUGCAAGAAAUUGUAAGGAGUUUCGGUAAAAUUAAGAUGGAAGGUUGGAGACCUAGGCGAACUAUUAUUUUUGCUAGCUGGGAUGCAGAAGAAUUUGGAUUAUUGGGUUCCACAGAGUGGGCUGAGGAAAAUGCCAAAGUCCUUCAGGAACGGGCAGUCGCUUACAUCAACGCAGAUUCUUCUAUAGAAGGUAACUACACAUUAAGAGUUGACUGUUCCCCUCUUCUCUACAAACUGGUGUAUAAUCUGACAAAAGAGAUUUUAAGCCCUGAUGAGGGUUAUGAAAAUAAAUCUCUUUAUGAGAGCUGGCUUGAGAAAGAUCCCGCAUCUGAAAAUAAUAGCUAUCCCAGAAUAAAUAAACUGGGGUCAGGCAGUGAUUUUGAAGCUUACUUCCAGCGACUGGGAAUUGCAUCAGGCAGAGCUCGUUACACCAAAAAUAGGAAAGCAGACAAAUUCAGCAAUUAUCCUGUUUAUCACACUGUAUAUGAGACAUUUGAGCUAGUGGAAAAAUUUUAUGACCCCACCUUCAUAAAACAGCUAACAAUUGCCCAGUUACGAGGCAAACUGGUUUAUGAACUGGCAGAUUCCCAGGUCAUUCCAUUCAACUCUACAGACUAUGGAGAAGCCUUAAAAGGAUACAGCAACAGAAUUUCUAAACUGGCCAAGAAGCAUGAAGAACAGCUGAAACUUUACAAAGUAUCAUUUGGGCAGGACUCUGACCCCUGGAAACCUUAGAGGGUUGGGGUAAGUGUGAAUUCUCAUCCUCACAAGGUGACUUGUCCCUCUGAGCUGCAAGUCUGUAAACAGCUUGCAUACAUAAAAUCUGUGCCUCCAAUUGCACCAACUAAGCAACAGCAAUAAGACAAAAAUGAAGCCAGUGUAGGCUUGUGAUGAAUAAAUAAGUUUGCUAGAAAUAGAAGAGCAAAUGAAUCUGAGGAACAGCUUUCAAUAGGAGUCCAGGGAACAGAAAGCCUGUCACGUGAAAUUGGGUGAUAAACCUAUAAACAGUGAUGGGUUAAUAGUUGCCAACAGAGGACUGGAUUUAGGGGAUGAUCUGAUAGUAUGUCCCAUCUUCCUGAGCAAUUAAAGAGAGGAUACUCUGGUUUAGCCAAAGUUUUCUGAAACUUGUGGGCAAAAUUUACAAGUUUUAAACUGUCUUUUUUUCCUAAUUGAGUUGAGUUUUGGUGGGGCCAGAAGUUGGCAUCGUAACAUCCACCUGUGAUUUAUUCUACAAAAACUACUUGCAUAAAUCAAUACUUUCCCCAGGUCUGUAUUAAAUAGAGCCUUCCAAAAGAAAAUUAUCACAGCUGGUAUUGCCAUUAAAAGGAAGGACUACUGUUUCUCUAAGUUAUUCCACAUGUCUCAGAUGUACUGGGCUGGGUCAGGGCAGGAAAAAGCAGCAGCCAUUCCUGCCCACCUGCCUGCACACAGUCAGGCAAUCCCUGGGGUCUGAAUGGCAGUGCUGUGGGGCAGCACAGGGGAAUGUGGCACAGGCACCUCCUGUGCUGCAAUUCCAACGCCCAACAAGCACAGGACUUGGCUGCUUUAACCUGCUGUGUCUGUCCCUGUGUGCCAUGACAGCUGUGCCUUUUGUGCCUCACCUCACACUGCUCAGCGCAGGUAUCACACUCUCCUGCUGUGCUGUGAAUGGGAAAUCUUUCUCCUCGAGUGAAAUCCUGAUGUUUUUCCACAGCCUUCUCGAACAGCUGGUAUUUCUGAUGGAAGUCAGGCUUUUUAUACCUGAAUGCUGCAGUGCAUUUGUUAAACAGGAAACUGCAGAGCUCUCAGUUUGCAAUGACAGCCAAUUUUUUGCCUGCAAGGCAGAAGGAAGAUUUAUGGUUGAGAAAGCUUUCCCAAGCAGUCUGCUUUACUGUUGGUCUUGUUGCAAAAAAGUAUUUGCUAGUAGUGCAGCUCUUUAAAGUCUGCAUUAGGGAUACCAAUCAA
This is a messenger RNA of Taeniopygia guttata (zebra finch), 3221 nucleotides long. NCBI's taxonomy places the organism in Eukaryota, Metazoa, Chordata, Aves, Passeriformes, Estrildidae. The record is from RefSeq and is a predicted model, not a curated record.